Messenger RNA from Trichoderma atroviride IMI 206040, 398 nucleotides. RefSeq lists its product as uncharacterized. Lineage: Eukaryota; Fungi; Ascomycota; Sordariomycetes; Hypocreales; Hypocreaceae. The record is from RefSeq and is a predicted model, not a curated record.
AUGGAAGAUUUAUUUGUCGUAGAAUCUUUUGGCGCCUUUCGAGAAUCGCUUGGCGAGAGUCUUAAUCACCUCUUCUGCCACUUUGACCCCAACUUCUUCCUUAAGCUCAUCGCCCGUGGGCUCGUCGUCUUUGGGCUCACCGUCUUUGGCCUCAUCGUCGUCUUUGUAGUCUCCAUCUUCCCGCGGAGGUUCCAGGUGUCAAAGUAUUUGUCAACAUCUUCAGGGCUGGAGUUUGCUGGGCUCUUCAACAAUGGGCUGCGCGAGUCUCUUGCUUCGACGGAGGGCGUAGGGGCGGUGGACGCAAGGCGUUUGGGGGCCAUCGUGACGUAUCGAAGCGCAUAUAGGUGAUGGUGUUUUAUUGAGUCGGGGUAACAUGAGUCUUUUCGAAUGGCUGCGAG